AAUAAAAUUACUCCAAAUUUAAAAAUUUCGAAAAUAUACUUUAGCUUUUACCAAUAAUAUUCACCUCAUCUUCUCUCUCUCUUUGCCGGUAUUGAACGCCCGCACCACCUCAACCACCGCCGUCUCCAGUACCCCCACCGCAGCCGACGGCGUCGUUUCGCAAGUCUUUUGCAGAUUCUCAGAUCUCUUCAACUUACCCCUCUCUUUAAACUUUCUUCAUACGCAGCUCCUUCUGUAACUUCAAAAAUCAAACUGUAAAAACCGCCUUUGACUUCAGGUUAUGUAUAUGUCUCAUCAAUUUUCCUUAGGGUUUCUCGUCAAUUUUUCGCAUCAUUUCUUCUACAUGUACAGAUACAAUUUUAGGGUUUCGAAUUAGGAUUUUAGCAAGCAUUUUCGAUUGAAUCAACUUUGCAUAUACUUACAAGUCAGCGCGAGUGUUGCAGUUAGGGUUUCGAAUUAAAAAAGGUUUUAGGGUUUAUCGAUCUGAUUAUUGGCGAUGCCGAGUUAGUGUUUUUGUAUAAUGAUAGACUGACAAUGGUGAGGCUUCUAGGUCUUAGUCUCAGAGGAUCUGACGAGUUACCUAGAGAGAUCACUUCAAGAAAUAAUAACCUUAUUAGUGAGUCUGGUGAAAGUGGAUGGUUAAUUAGGUUCUUUGACUCGUCGUUUUUCUGUGAGUGGAUCGCUGUAAGCUACCUCUACAAGCAUGAGCAUGCCGGGGUGCGUGAUUAUCUUUGUAAUAGAAUGUAUACGUUGCCGUUGUCAGGCAUUGAGAGUUACUUGUUUCAAAUUUGUUAUAUGUUGAUACAUAAGCCGAGUCCAUCUUUGGAUAAAUUUGUUAUUGAUAUUUGCUCUAAGUCCUUGCUUAUAGCUUUGAAAGUUCAUUGGUUUUUGUUGGCUGAGAUUGAGGAUUCUGACGAUAAUGAAGGAAUUAGUAGGAUUCAGGAAAAAUGUCAGAUUGCAGCUACAUUGAUGGGCGAAUGGCCCCCACUUGUGAGGCCGCCUAAUGAGUCUUCAAGUCCUGGGAGUAAGAAUCAGGUCUUGAAUAGAAUUCUAUCAUCAAAACAGAAGUUACUGUCACUGACAUCUUCGCCACCUGUGAAUAAGUCAUUGUCAUUUUCAAAGUCACCAGGGAAUAAUGUGCAGGAGGAUGGGAAUCCUACAUCACCUGAUGAGAACAAGAUUUUUAAGAAGUUUAUUCCGGGUCCAAAGGUUAGAGAUGCUUUGUUGUUUAGGAAAUCAGUGGAGAAAGAUGAAAAUGAGGGUGAUAAAGAUGGAUUUUUUAAGAGGCUUUUGAGGGAUAGUAAUAAAGGUGAGGAUGAUGAGUUGACUUCAAGCUCUGAUGGAUUUUUCAAGAGGUUUUUGAGAGAUAGUAAUAAAGGGGAGGAUGAGGAGUUGACAUCAACCUCAGAUGGCUUUUUGAAAAGGCUAUUGAGCAGUAAAGGUGAGGAUGAGGAGUUGACAUCAACCUCAGAUGGCUUUUUGAAAAGGCUAUUGAGCAGUAAAGGUGACGAUGAGGAGUUGACGUCAAGCUCAGAAGGGUUUUUUAAGAAGUUGUUUCGUGAUAGCAAGAGUGAUGAUGAUGAUAAGUCACUUUCUAAAUCUGUGGAAGAUGAUGACAAGGAUGGGUUCUUUAGAAAAUUUUUCAAGGAGAAGUUUGAGGACAAGAAGGAUGGAAUUGAGAGGAAUGAGCGUGAUGAAAGGGUGACUAUUGAAGAGAAAUGUUCAAAAUCUGCUGAGGAUGAUGAAAAAGACGGGUUUUUCCGUAGAUUUUUCAAGGAAAAGUCUGAGGAGAAGAAAGAUGGAAUUGAUAAAACUGAUGAGGCAAAUAUCAACGGUGAGGAAGAAGAAUCUUCUGAUUUUUCAUUGUUUAAAAGGUUGUUCCGCGUGCAUCCUGAAGAUGUCAAAAAUACUUCUGUAAAUGAGAGUAGCAACGGUGGCUUGUAUGAGGGCAGCCCUGGAACAGAGAACUUUUUUCGCAAAUUGUUUAGAGAUCGUGAUCGUUCUGUUGAAGACUCAGAGUUGUUUGGUUCCAAAAAGAAAGAGAAACGUCCUGGUUCACCGAAGCAGCAGAGUGAAAAGUCAAACACAAAGCCCCCGCUUCCUAAUAAUACUGCAGCAUAUUUCCGAAAAGGGGCUUAUCAUGAGUCACUGGAGUUUGUGAUGUCAUUAUGCGAGACUUCUUAUGGAUUAGUCGACGUGUUUCCUGUUGAAGAUCGCAAAAGUGCUCUCUGUGAGUCACUUGCAGAGAUUAAUUUGCAUUUAGCUGAAGCUCAAAAUACUGGAGGGAUAUGCUUCCCAAUGGGAAAGGGAUUGUAUCGUGUAUUUCAUAUACCUGAAGAUGAAGCUGUUCUGUUGAAUUCUAGGGAAAAGGCACCAUAUCUGAUCUGUGUUGAAGUUUUAAAAUGUGACAUGCCAAGCAAUACUAAGGAUACAUCUGGUGUGCAAAAGCUUUCCAGAGCAGGAAUUCCUCUGGCAAAUGGAGAUGCAUUUUUGCCAAAGCCGCCACCAUGGGCCUAUCCUUUGUGGACUGCCCAAGAAGCAUAUCGAAAUAGUAGUGACAGAAUGUCAAGAUCUACAGCUGAAGCUAUUGACCAGGCUAUGUCGCAUACCGUGGAGGCAAAAUUGAAAACUAUAAAUGUGACCCUCUCUGUCGAGAAGCAAGUGUCUCGCCAAUCAAUGAAUAUUCACCCUGGCUGGAACCACAGUAAUGUGCAUGAAAGAGCCGGGGAUGGUGGUGAUUUAGAAUGGGUAAGGGUAGUACUGACAGCAGACCCUGCAGUUAGAAUGGAAGACAUUGGGGACCAAGGACCGCUUCGUCGGAGGGAGCAUCGUCGUGUUCCCAGUACAAUUGCUAUGGAAGAAGUGAAGGCUGCUGCAGCCAAAGGAGAAGCACCUCCUGGCCUCCCUCUAAAAGGAGCUGGCCAAGAUUCAUCAGAUGCACAGCCAAGGGUUAAUGGAGGCACCCCUAAGCCCAGUGAUGCACUCUCUGGGGAACUUUGGGAGACAAAGAAAGAAAGGAUUCGUAAAGCUUCAGUAUAUGGGAAGUUACCUGGCUGGGACUUGCGCUCUGUUAUUGUAAAGAGUGGUGAUGACUGCAGGCAGGAGCAUCUUGCUGUCCAACUUAUUUCUCAUUUCUUUGAUAUAUUUCAAGAAGCCGGUCUUCCUCUGUGGUUGCGUCCCUAUGAAGUAUUGGUCACUUCUUCUUAUACGGCUCUUAUAGAGACAAUUCCUGAUACUGCCUCACUCCAUUCUAUCAAGAGUCGGUAUCUCGAUAUUUCAAGCUUGCGCGACUUCUUUGUUGCUAAAUUUGAGGAGAAUUCCCCGAGUUUUAAGCUUGCACAGAGGAACUUUGUUGAAAGUAUGGCUGGAUAUUCUCUAGUGUGCUACCUUCUACAGAUUAAGGACAGGCACAAUGGGAAUCUGUUGUUAGAUGAGGAAGGUCAUAUUAUACAUAUUGAUUUUGGAUUUAUGCUUUCUAACUCUCCUGGCGGUGUUAAUUUUGAGAGUGCACCUUUCAAAUUAACCCGGGAACUGCUCGAGGUCAUGGAUUCUGAUGCUGAGGGAGUUCCAAGCGAGUUCUUUGACUAUUUUAAAGUAUUAUGCAUUCAAGGGUUUUUAACAUGUAGGAAGCAUGCAGAGCGUAUUAUUCUUCUGGUCGAGAUGUUGCAGGAUUCCGGGUUCCCAUGUUUUAAAGGUGGUCCUCGGACAAUUCAGAACCUGAGAAAAAGGUUCCAUUUAAGUUUGACAGAAGAGCAAUGCGUCUCUUUGGUGCUUUCUCUUAUCAGCAGCAGCUUAGAUGCGUGGCGGACACGGCAAUAUGACUAUUAUCAGCGAGUAUUGAAUGGAAUAUUGUGAAGUUAAAUUUUCAUGGUAACCACAUUCUUUGCACCCCUUGACAAUCGGCAGUCAGUGAAGCAUAUUGAUUGGAGUCGCAUGUAAAUCAGUCAUGCAAGGGCAAUUGCUUCAUUGGCUUUGUGGCACUGGGGAUAUUGUCGAAGAUGCACCAGACGCUAACAUAACAUGGGCCUGUUUUAAGUUGGUGAGGCAUUUUUUAUUGUAUUGGCUGAAAUACUCCUAGGAAGUCGAGCAGGCUGAAUUUCCUUCGGUGAAGUCUUCUUUUUUCACAAUCUCCCCUUGCCAUUUAACAUGGGAUUAUGUUUACUUAAAAGGAAGAUGUCCACAUGUACAGACUGAUUGAUAUAAGGAUAGCAGACGAGAUAUCAAAAAGGAUUGUGAAGCCAGAAGUCGGACAAUCACAGGUCGAACAAUCCGCAUAGGUAGCAAGUGGCGCAUCAUGAAGCAAUCCAAGCAGCAUAUAUUCCUUAUUUUGUAUAUCUACCAUUUUGCAGUGAGGAGUUGCUAUAAGUUAGAAGAUUGACAGACGAAAGGUGGAUGGCCUGUUUUUCAUUUCUGGUGAGUCUUUGAACUUCAAUCCCUUGAUGCGUUCUUCGACGGUGCACGUACAUAAUUUGAGUUGACAUCCUAUUUUCUUUGAAGUGAAAAUUUUGUUUCUUGAAACUCCAAUCAUAAAUCAUGGUCUUGGUCGGAGUUGGAUUACGACCAAUUGUAAACUAGGUUGCAUAUGUAUGCUAGGUUUUCUUAGUAAUUGUUCAUUUUUUCUUUAUUAUAGGAAAUUCAUGUAUUUAUAUGAUAUAGAAACUUGAAAAGGUUUGGCUAUUGUUUACUGGUACAUAGUGGAAUAGUUUACUUCGAUCAACUGCUCCUGUGAUGUUAGAAUUCUGCAGAGACACUACUGUUAUUCUUAUGGCCUUUUCCUCA
Messenger RNA from Mercurialis annua (annual mercury), 4779 nucleotides. RefSeq names its product phosphatidylinositol 4-kinase beta 1-like. Gene Ontology annotation, cellular component: membrane; cytoplasm. Gene Ontology annotation, biological process: phosphatidylinositol phosphate biosynthetic process; phosphatidylinositol-mediated signaling. The transcript is spliced from 16 exons. Lineage: Eukaryota; Viridiplantae; Streptophyta; Magnoliopsida; Malpighiales; Euphorbiaceae. Bases 535 to 3855 code for a protein of 1106 amino acids. The record is from RefSeq and is a predicted model, not a curated record. Gene Ontology annotation, molecular function: 1-phosphatidylinositol 4-kinase activity.